This is a messenger RNA of Caenorhabditis remanei, 927 nucleotides long. RefSeq lists its product as uncharacterized. NCBI's taxonomy places the organism in Eukaryota, Metazoa, Nematoda, Chromadorea, Rhabditida, Rhabditidae. Gene Ontology annotation, biological process: embryo development. The record is from RefSeq and is a predicted model, not a curated record. Gene Ontology annotation, molecular function: protein binding. The coding region runs from base 1 to 927 and encodes 308 amino acids. The transcript has 2 exons.
AUGUCUUCCCCAUUUCCCCUCCUCCGUCUUCCUCGAUUAGUCCUGUGUGAGGUAUUCAAAUCAUUGAGUAUCGGAGAGAAAAUCAAGCUCUCCCUCUGCUCCAAGAAACUCUCCAUUCAAAUCAAUGAUGCUCGUUUGUACUCUCAAAAAGUUAUAGUCGAUCUGGACAUGUGUUACAAAAAAAUCAGAGUUCACUUAGAAAAUAACGAGGAUACAUUUGACGUUUUCAUUUCUGCAGAAACCAAGAAAACUCUCAGAUCAAAUACUCAACAAUUUUCUAUGGCAUGUUGUUCCACAGGAAUCGAAACAUUCUGGGCGAAUCAUCAAGAAGCAUUUCUAUCAAUUAUUCGGCAUCUAUUGAAGAUGUUUCAUUGCAAGAUUUCAACUAGUGAAGGUUGUUUUAAUAGUGAUUUAUAUCAGCCAACUAUUUCUAAGUUGUUUGAUCUGCUAGUGGAAUUCGAAACGCUUUAUAUUCACUUUAAAGGAUCAAAAGAUGAAAACUUGUUGUGGAACCAGAUCUCCAGGAACUUGGGACUUGUUGAGUGUCUCAUCAUCUUGUCUAGUUUUGAUACUAAUUUUAAACUAGUUUUCACUUCAUGGCCACAAAACAUCACGAUCUGGGAUUGCUAUUGGUUCACUCUGGAAUCUCUUAUGGCGUGCACUUCUUCUACAAUUACACUUUACUAUUCUCAUCUGGCAAACAAGGACAUGGAUAAGAUACUCAGAGAAUGGAGAGCUGGAGAGUUACCGAAUCUAAAACGUCUGAUCAUUGCCAGCUGGAGAUUCGAAGAGAAUGGAGAACAUAUUUUGGGAAUGAAUCUAUUGGAGAUAGAUGGGAUGGUUAUCCAAACUGAUGAUGGGUCAAAGACGGCAACUAUCAAACUUGGCCAACAUUGGAUUGAAAUGUCCGUGACUCCAUUUCAAUAA